AUGCGGCGCGGAGGCUGGCGGGAGCACGUGCGGGCGGAGCUGCGGGCGCGGGAGGGGCGCUGGCGCGGGUUGCGGCGGUUGCUGGAGCGACACGAGCAGCUCCAGGAGCGGCUGGACGCGCAGCGGCCGGGCGGAGGCGCCGCGAGGCCCCCCGCGGAUCCGGCCGCCCUCCCGGUGCAGCUGCGGCGCAAGGCAGGCGAGUCGCAGCAGCAGGUCGCCCUCCAGGCGGAGCUUCUGCGGAGCGCCGAGGCCGAGAGCCGCGAGCAGCGCGCCAGGUUGGGCUGCCUUGCCCGGGAUUUGGCGGCGCUCACCCGACGGCACCAGGAGGCCGAGUGCCGCGCCUGGAGCUUCGCCCGGGAGAAUGAAGAGCUGCGCACGGAGCUGGGCCAGGCCCGGGCCCUUCUGCAAGAGGCCCAGGCGGGAAGGCUGGCCCUGGAGGCCCGCUGGCUGAGGGAGAAGGCGCUGGAGGCCAUGCGGGUCAACCGGGCUAUCGAGCAGGAAGAGAAGUACCGGAGGAAGGUGACCCGUCUGCAGGAGAAGCUGAGCCAGGCAAAGGGCCAGGCCGGGCUGCCUGGUGUGGAUUCAGAUGGAAGGGGGGGCAGCAGCCUCAGCGCAUCCUCCAAGGCGGCCUCAGGGUCCCACACCUGCCUGUCUUUGCUGCAGCGCUUUGCCUUGAAGAGGGGCAGCUAUUGGGAGCCACCUGACAGAAGAGGCAGCAGCACCCGGAAACAGCUGCCGCCUUGCAGCUGGAACCCAAGAGUCACUCCUGUGGAUUUGGGCUCUGCUGGUUUGGGAUCCAAGUGCUGGGAGGUGUUGAAGACCCGGCCUGGUGAGGGCAAUUUCCCCCCCUGCCCUGCCCUUUGGAGGCCGCUGCCCAAAUGCCAGCUGUCUCUACAGAAACAGGUAGAAUUGAGCCAACCGGAGGAAUUUUGCUGAGCAGAAACAACUUCCUGCGCUGUCCCUCCCUGCCUGUCUGCCUCCCUCCCCCCAGCCGCCUGCUUUUAUGCCUGGGAAAUGAAUAAAAAGCUGUUUCAGUUCA
Molecule: messenger RNA, 1039 nt
Organism: Ahaetulla prasina
Lineage: Eukaryota; Metazoa; Chordata; Lepidosauria; Squamata; Colubridae
Exons: 8
Coding region: 1-936 (311 amino acids)
Source: RefSeq, a predicted model, not a curated record